CGUAGAGCGAGAAAUGGGAAUUGAGGUACUUGCCCCGCCCCAUCCCAUCCCAUUGCCAUCACUAUCCACACUCUAGCCAGUGCCCUGUCUAUUUUCGUAAUUUUAAAAACAAGGAUUGACGGUUGACCCGUAGAAAUCGGGCCUUGGGCCCGCAUCUCGAGGCCGCCAAUAAUUCAUUAAUUAAUUGCUCUAUUUAUCCAUUUUCCCGCUCCUAAAUCCAUGGAAAAUUACGAACCUCACCCCCUUUUUAUCACCCUCUCCAUCCGAAUCCUCCACAUUUCUGCGUCUUUACGGUAAAUGCCCCUACCCCAAUUCACAUUAAAAAGAAGGGGGAGCCGGCGAUAUAAAAAGCACAGGCUCCGGCAAUUUGCUCUCCCACUCCCAAAAAUGGCGACCGAGAGAAACUUCGGCGACGGCGGCGGCCGGGAAGAGGAAAGCUACUACGCCGACGAAGUGGAGGAGAAGACGAGGAUGAGGCGGAACAAGUUCGGCAAGACGAUGUCGUCUUCCAUGGAACUGGAGCUGGAUUCGGUGGAGAAGAUCUUCGAGGCGAAGGAGGUGCCGCCAUGGCAGAAGCAGCUCACGGUCAGGGCGUUCGUCGUCAGCUUCAUCCUAGGGGUUUUGUUCACCUUCAUAGUCAUGAAGCUCAACCUCACCACCGGCAUCAUCCCGUCGCUCAACGUCUCCGCCGGAUUGCUCGGGUUCUUCUUCGUCAAGACCUGGACCAAGCUGAUCCAGAAGGCCGGCAUGCUCAAACAGCCGUUCACUCGCCAGGAGAACACCGUCAUUCAGACCUGCGUCGUCGCGACUUCCGGAAUCGCAUUCAGCGGUGGUUUUGGAAGUUAUCUAUUUGGGAUGAGUGAUAUCGUUGCCAAGCAAUCCAAAGAAGCAAACAGUGCGCAGAAUAUCAAGGACCCGUCACUGGGAUGGAUGAUUUCGUUCCUUUUUGUAGUCAGCUUUCUUGGCCUCUUCUCUGUGGUUCCUCUCAGAAAGAUUAUGGUGGUAGACUUCAAGUUGACAUAUCCAAGUGGCACUGCAACUGCUCAUCUUAUCAAUAGUUUCCAUACUCCUCAGGGUGCUAAGCUAGCCAAGAAGCAAGUGAGAGCACUGGGGAAAUUCUUCUCCUUCAGCUUCCUGUGGGGCUUCUUCCAAUGGUUCUUCACUGCAGGGGAUGGCUGUGGAUUCGUGAAUUUCCCUACUUUCGGUCUCCAGGCCUAUGAACACAAAUUCUUCUUUGAUUUCUCUGCAACUUACGUUGGUGUGGGAAUGAUCUGUCCAUACCUAGUCAACAUAUCUCUGCUACUUGGAGCAGUUGUAUCCUGGGGUCUCAUGUGGCCUAUGAUUAACAACCAGAGAGGUAACUGGUACCCUGCUGACCUCCCACCAAGCAGUCUUUCCGGCCUGCAAGGUUACAAGAUAUUCAUCGCCAUAGCCAUGAUCCUCGGCGACGGCGUCUACAACUUCAUCAAAGUCUUCGGCCGAACCAUACAAGGCUUAUACAACCAGUUCUCACGUAAAGACCCAUCCAUCACCACCGUCCUCCCAGUCGCCGGCGCCGGCGGCGGCAGCGGCAACUCGACAUCCCCGACCACCCUUCCCCCACCACUCACCUACGACGAACAGAGACGCACCGAGCUCUUCCUCAAGGACCAAAUCCCAGUCUGGAUCGCCGCCGGCGGCUACAUCUCCAUCGCCGUAGUCUCCGCCGUCCUCGUCCCCCACAUCUUCCACCAGCUCCAUUGGUACCACAUCGUCGUCAUCUACAUCAUCGCACCAGUCCUCGCAUUCUGCAACGCGUACGGCACCGGUCUCACCGACUGGUCUUUAGCCUCCACCUACGGCAAGCUCGCCAUCUUCACCAUCGGCGCGUGGGUCGGCGCGUCUCACGGCGGAGUCCUCGCCGGUCUGGCCGCCUGCGGCGUCAUGAUGAACAUCGUCUCCACAGCUUCCGACCUGAUGCAGGACUUCAAGACCGGAUACAUGACUCUGGCCUCCCCACGCUCCAUGUUCAUCAGCCAGGUAAUCGGGACCGCGAUGGGCUGCGUGAUCGGCCCAUGCGUCUUCUGGCUGUUCUACAAGGCCUUCGACGAUUUGGGCCAGCCCGGGUCCGAGUAUCCGGCCCCAUACGCGCUCGUCUACCGCAACAUGUCGUUGCUUGGAGUGGAAGGCUUCUCUGCUCUGCCGAAGAACUGCCUGAUGCUCUGCUGCAUCUUCUUCUCCGCUGCAAUUCUCGUCAAUGGAGUUAGGGACUUGGUCGGCCCGAGGUGGGCCAAGUUCAUACCGCUGCCCAUGGCGAUGGCGAUACCGUUCUACCUCGGCGGGUACUUCGCCAUCGACAUGUGUGUUGGGAGCUUGAUAUUGUUCGUGUGGGGGAAGGUAAACAAGGAGAAGGCGGAUGCGUUCGGGCCGGCUGUUGCGUCGGGGCUGAUCUGUGGGGAUGGGAUAUGGACGCUGCCGAGCUCGAUACUGGCGUUGGUCGGUGUGAAGCCGCCGAUCUGUAUGAAGUUCUUGAAGGGGGGAGUGAACACCAGGGUUGAUGCUUUCUUGAGGACGAAUUAGAUUUGAUGGAAAUUCUUUCUGAGUAGAGUUGUAAGUAGUGGUGGGUUGCAAAUGGACCCUUUUGUUGUUCCAUAAUUUUCUUCUCUUCGUGUUGUUGUAGUCACCAUCUCUGCUGUCUUUGUUUCAGAGCAGUUGUUGAUCUCUUGCCAAAUGUGUAAUUAGAUUGAUGGUGAAAAUUCGUAACCAGAAAGAAAAAAUUGAUAGUUGA
Linum trigynum is the source of this 2767-nucleotide messenger RNA. NCBI's taxonomy places the organism in Eukaryota, Viridiplantae, Streptophyta, Magnoliopsida, Malpighiales, Linaceae. The record is from the annotation of a GenBank genome assembly.